AAUACUAUAUUAUUAUCUGAAAACCUAUUGUUUGUUCCAUUAAAUCACGUGUUUAUUAAGUAAUUCAAAAAAAACAAAUGUUUUAAUAAUAAUAAUAAAAAUCAAUUAAAUGAAUGAAUAAACAAAAAAUCGAUUUAAUAAACAAAAACAACAAUAAAAACAAAAUAAAAACUAAAACAUUAUUUUCGCUGACAUUUCGUUUAUUUUGACACUUAAGUGAAGACAUUAAUCAAUUGAUUGGUUUGUUUUUGUUUUUUUUGCGGACCAAACAACAAGACCGAUGACACCAAUUGUUUCCGCCGACGCCGCCAUUAAUGACUACUACUGACCACUAUUUAAAUCACAAAAACUUAAUGAUAAUGUGUGACCACCAGACGACAAUGAUUACCGCCGAUGACAACUACGAUGAACUUAACGACGAGAAUCAGCGACUGACUCAAGAGCUGUCAUACGAGCGCCGACUCAACGGACUGUUGGUUGAGAUGAAGAACUAUUGUCUUCUGGUUAGAGCUCAAUGCAAAUGUUCGGUCAAUACGGAUAUCUGGCCAAAGAUUGUCGCACUGAACGACAACUAUAAUGCUAUGAACAGGAGUCGCAGUCAUAACGUAUUUGGUUACCGAGGGUAUGCCACCCGACCGCACACCACUGAGACAGUUGCAGCCAAUCAUUGCUGCAAUUGUAACAAUGAUCGCUUCAGUAGUAGCAGACAAUCGAUGAUAUCAGUUACCGACAACUGUUGCCGCACUGACUAUAACACAGGAAACAGUAGUGAUAAUAGUCUAUCGAUAACUAAUCAGUCGACGUGUGUUUCAAACACUGGUCAGCGUCGGUCUAGCUCUACGAUUAAGCACGAAGUGGUGGUCAAUGGACGCGAAAUAUUACUACCGAACGUUCACAUAAAACAAGAACCAAUUGAUGAACUGAUACCCGAACCAAAGUUUACGACUAAUGUGACAACAAAUGACAACAAAGUGACAGCCAAUGGUAGUCAUAAUCAACAGAACAGCCAAAAUAAGACUUUGCCCGAAGUUUUUAAAGAUGAACCCAAAGUGAUACCCAUAUGUGUCGAGUGUUACGAAUGUUUCGAGUCUGAACGGGAACUCGAGAUUCAUAUCAAUAGUGUACAUAAAGCGCGGCCAUCGAUGGUCUAUAACCAGCAAAUCUUUGCCGGCGGUGGUACCGAUGUUUUGACUGCCACUAAACCACUACAAACUUACAGAUCAAUUAGUUUGGACGCAAAGGAUGUAAAGUACAAUCCAUUGUUUGCCAUAAACAUAACGACAAGCAAUAACUCAACAGCAGAUAUUUUAAAGCGAAAGAGAGGUCGUCCGCCAAAAUUAUCGCACAAUUAUCGACCGAUAAUAUUAUCUAAACGACCAGUUGGUCGGCCAAAGAGUUUGGAUCACAAACCAAACCACAGUAAUAAUAACAAUAGUAAUAAUAAUAAUAAUAACAACAACAGUAAUGGUAACUAUAAGCCAUUAUUGUUGGCUAAACGGUCAGUCGGUCGUCCAAAAAGUUUGGAUCAUAACAAACAAAACGCUGAGUCGAAAAUAAGUGAGAAUAGAUCUGUAGGACGACCGAAACUAAUGACAUCACCGAAGUCGUCGUCGUCGCCGACUGUGUUAAGUCCUGUUGGCAAAAGAGGUCGACCGAAAAAGUUGUUGUCACUCAAGAGUUGUCAUUCACUGAAGAGACCCGUCGGACGACCGAAAAAGUUAGUAAAUGGAAGUCUGAGUCAAUUAUCGACUAACGGAAUCAAGAAAGUGGACGACAAUAACAAAGACACAGUCAAUGGACAACAACAUGAUAUGAAGGCAAAGUUUCGGCUAAUCACCGAAAUUAUAAGACAUCAAUCAAGAGCUAAUGGAAAUGGAUUGUCGUUAUUAUCUGGUAGACGGAUGAACUAUGCGACAGCUGCUGUACAACAAAAGCUAACAAAUAGUAAUAAUAAUAAUAAGACAAAUGACAACAACAACAACAUUGGUAUCACCAGAAAGUUACUCAACAAUGCAAAGAUCAGACAAAAUGGUAGUCACGUAUAUGUAAAACAAAUGGUUAAACAGCGCAACAAUAACGAGAAUGUUAUCACAAAUAAUAAUAAUAUUAAAUCCAAUUGUGUGCUAAAAAUCAAGAGAGGAAGAGGUCGACCACCAAAACAUUUAUCGAAUCUGUCUGAUGACGACAACAAUGUCAAACCAGUGAAGUUGAUGGUCAACAAUGGUGUGGCCAACAAACGUACGGCCAAACAUCAGUUUAGUGCCGAAGAGAUACACAGUGUUUACGAGAACUGGAAACGGAGGCGCACUGAAAAAAACUCUACCAAAUAGUCUCAACAAAAAAAUAGUCAUUUAAUUUAAUUAAUUUGUAAUUUAAUUAUAAUUAUUAUUUUAUUAACGUAA
Molecule: messenger RNA, 2402 nt
Organism: Oppia nitens
Lineage: Eukaryota; Metazoa; Arthropoda; Arachnida; Sarcoptiformes; Oppiidae
Product: GATA zinc finger domain-containing protein 14-like
Exons: 4
Coding region: 315-2330 (671 amino acids)
Molecular function (GO): DNA binding
Source: RefSeq, a predicted model, not a curated record